CUCAGACAAAGACAGCAGUUAUAAACUGCCAAGGAUCUUAUCACAUCAUAUCACUUUCACUGCACAAGCUGAUUUUCACACAUCGCCGCCUUCUCGUGCGGAAGGCAAAAAUUCAGUGUUGACUGCUGAACACAUGACCUGCUGAAAAUAAGGAACUACGGAUAAACCAAAGAGCUCAGAAGGGACGUAGCUGAAAUGAAGGCAGCAAAUAAUUCUUUACUGCACUGCGACGAGCACAAGAAAAAUAAUACAGAAAAUCUGUUCAUGGAAAUAGGCUUGAUAAUUGAGAUACUGGGCCUGCCGGGAACAAUAAUAUCUUUGUGGAUUUUCUGCUGUUGCAUGAAGUCAUGGAAACCCCACACCCUCUUCCUCUUCAAUCUGGUUCUUGCUGACUUCUUGGUCCUCAUCAACGUGCCUUUCCGCAUCGACACCUACCUGCGAGACAGGUGGGUGUUUGGAUGGGUCUGGUGCAGAAUCAGCCUCUUCAUGCUGACUGUCAAUCGCUCUGCCAGUAUUGGAUUCAUGACGGCGGUGGCACUUGAUCGCUACUUUAAGGUGGUCCACCCACAUCACUGCAUCAGCCAAAUCACUUCCGUACAGGCGGGCUGGCUUGCGGGCUUGAUCUGGGCUGCUGUGGUGGUCCGUGGGAUUCCGCUGCUGACCGCUAAACUUCUCCACGAGGAGAGUGGCAAGUGCCGUAGCUUCAACUCCUAUGAAGAAGACCCUGUGCCGAUUACGCUGCAUUACAUUGCCUUUGUUGCUGAGUUCCUCCUGCCCUGGUUCUUGCUGCUCUUCUGCUCAGCAAAGAUAGUCUGUUGGCUUCGCCAUUGGCGACUAGGCAGGCAGCUGAGGGGACGGAAGGCCAUCAGAGCGGUCAUGGUGAUCAUUCUGGUGUUUACCUUGUGCUUCAUGCCAAGCGUCAUCACAGGCCUAGCGGCAAUCUACAUCAAGAAAAUCCACCCCCAUGACUGCAAGUCCUACACUAAGGUAACCCAGGCCUUCAUGAUAUGCAUCGUCUUCACCUACCUCAACAGCGCUUUGGACCCUAUCGUCUACACUUUCUCCAGCUCCAUGUUUCGUGAUGCCCUCAAGACCUCCAUCUGCUUCAAGAAGAUCUUCAGACCGGUUAGCACGAGAGUCUCCAACAGCUGAAAGGCAAAGAUAGAUUUUAAAAUACAAUGAAUGUCUACUUCAAUGUAAGACUGGAAGCAGCAUCUGUGGAAGAUGCUAAAGACUCUAAUGACUUCUGUGAGUAAGGAGUGAGGAGUCCAUGAACUGUUUGACGCUGGUUUCAUAUAUUGUUACUGACUAAAAAAAACACUGUACGGCAUCCCCAAACUACCUUCUGCUUAGCUGAAAUAGACAAGUUUAUAAACUGGCUAACGCUUGUUAGAUAAAACAUCAGACAAGAAAAUUUAAGUAGAGAAAAAGCUAGCUCAAAUCACCUUCUUACUAUGUUAAAGAUGAGUGACUGAUGUGGGGAGAGUGUUUCUUGCCAAGAGCCACUAACUUCUCCAGCUACAUAUUUUACGAUGUGUGUUUUCAGAUUCGUACAGCACACAUUAGACAAAACAAGCUGUUUUGUCAAGCUGUCAAAACAGUGUGUGAAACGCUUUUCAGUCUUUGGUGGAGUUUGUAAAUGCUGUAUGACAUUAAGGUGGAUGUUGCAAGAACAAGUUGUCUACAAUUUGAACAGUUUGGUUGUAUACACCUUUGUGACUCCAUUUUUCAUUUUUUAAGUAUGCACAUGUGGAAGAGCCUAUUUAACUGUCAAAACCUGCCAAGCCCAUAAAUGCCACAAUUAUCGCUAUAGUAGAGCACAUUUCCCAAGCUUGAGUCAACAGUUUCAUCGCCAAGAUAGAGGACAAUGUUUUGGUAAACAGUUUAUCACUCCACGAAACCAGAAGAGGAGUAAGCGUGUAUAAUGAUGUAGCAAGAAGAUGAUAAAAGAAUAUGGGACGAUGCAGAACUGUGUAGAGGUGGGAUACUGGUCCAAGCACCAUGUUGCUACUGCAGUGCACUACUGCAUAUUUUUAUUGUUUCCAAAUAGCUUUUUGUACUGGUAGUCUACAUUUUUUCACUGCUUCUGUGUUGUUGAACAAAUGUAUAUAUUGGAACACAUAUUCUAACAGAAGCAAAUGCAAGCGCCUGCUUUCUUUAGAGAGUACCAUGGCAUUUCAAAUAAAGAAAUUAGAAAAUAAGACACACAUUUCCUAAAACAUCCCUACAAUCCUGCUUUACACACUGUUGAAGGAACUUGUAAUUUUGUGCAGUGAUGAUUUUAAUAAUUUUGACACGAGUUAAAGAUUUCGGGUGAUUAACGGCCUCCUGCAGGUCAUGUAUUUUGUUUUGCUGUAUGUUUGCACUGUUUUGAGAAAUAUAUAUUUUGAGGGCUGAGAGCUUCAAAAAUCUUGGUGUUUUCUUGUGACAUCCAGAUUUAUAUUAUACCCAUUUCUUUCACAGGUACUCCAGUCGCCACUGAAGUACCUGUGUUCAUCCUGCAAUGUGGAUAUAAUAAAAUCAGUAAAACAUGAACGUUCA
Oreochromis aureus is the source of this 2541-nucleotide messenger RNA. Its product is annotated as hydroxycarboxylic acid receptor 2-like. The transcript is spliced from 2 exons. Gene Ontology annotation, biological process: G protein-coupled receptor signaling pathway. Gene Ontology annotation, cellular component: membrane. Lineage: Eukaryota; Metazoa; Chordata; Actinopteri; Cichliformes; Cichlidae. The record is from RefSeq and is a predicted model, not a curated record. Gene Ontology annotation, molecular function: G protein-coupled receptor activity. The coding region runs from base 196 to 1152 and encodes 318 amino acids.